Messenger RNA from Cheilinus undulatus (humphead wrasse), 3300 nucleotides. RefSeq names its product natriuretic peptide receptor 3 (gene npr3). Gene Ontology annotation, molecular function: natriuretic peptide receptor activity; peptide hormone binding. The transcript is spliced from 8 exons. The record is from RefSeq and is a predicted model, not a curated record. Gene Ontology annotation, biological process: vasodilation; regulation of blood pressure. Gene Ontology annotation, cellular component: membrane. The coding region runs from base 674 to 2179 and encodes 501 amino acids. Lineage: Eukaryota; Metazoa; Chordata; Actinopteri; Labriformes; Labridae.
CAGGAGCUACACCGAGGAGCUCAGUCUGCAGGAGAGCGCUGAGAGGACAGACCAUCAACUUCUAAACCCUCUGAGGCUCAAAGAUCAUCAGCUUUACCCCUCUGAGGCUCAAAGAUCAUCAGCUUUACCCCUCUGAGGCUCAAAGAUCAUCAGCUUUACCCCUCUGAGGCUCAAAGAUCAUCAGCUUUACCCCUCUGAGGCUGACAGACCACCGUCUUCAACCCUCUGAGUCUGAUCCAUCCUGGUCUUUACCCCUCUGAGUCUGAUCCAUCCUGGUCUCGAGUCUCUCAGGCUGAGCCAUCCUGCUCUUUAACCCUCUGAGUCUGAUCCAUCCUGGUCUCGAGUCUCUCAGGCUGAACCAUCCUGGUCUUUAACCCUCUGAGUCUGAUCCAUCCUGGUCUCGAGUCUCUCAGGCUGAACCAUCCUGCUCUUUAACCCUCUGAGUCUGAUCCAUCCUGGUCUCGAGUCUCUCAGGCUGAACCAUCCUGGUCUUUAACCCUCUGAGUCUGAUCCAUCCUGGUCUCGAGUCUCUCAGGCUGAACCAUCCUGGUCUUUAACCCUCUGAGUCUGAUCCAUCCUGGUCUCGAGUCUCUCAGGCUGAGCCAUCCUGGUCUUGGGUCUUCCUCUGGCUCUAACUGGCCGCGCGCUGCAGUGGAGUAAAGCCCCCGGAACCAUGCCGUGCGUAAGCGCGCUCUGCGUCUGCUCCCUGCUGCUCCUGGGCUCGGCUCUCAGCCAGACCUUCACCGAGGACAUCCAGGUGUUGGUCUUCCUGCCCCAGAAUCACUCCUACCUGUUCUCUCACGCACGCGUCGCGCCGGCCGUCCUUUACGCACGGCAGACGCUGGAGGCGGCGGGGGGCGCGUACUCUGGGUUCCACUUUGACGUCCAGUUCGAGGAGUCGGACUGCGUGAACGCGGCUCUCUACGGCCUGGUGGACCGGUCUUGCGGGCUGAAGCCAGACCUGAUCCUCGGCCCGGUCUGUGAGUACGAGGCCGCCGCCGUGGUGAGGCUGGCGUCUCACUGGGACAUCCCGCUGAUCUCCGCAGGCGCUCUGGCCGCGGGGUUCAGCAACAAGAAGUCCGAGUACUCCCACCUGACCCGCAUCGCGCCGUCCUACGUGAAGAUGGCGGAGACCUUCAGGGCCAUGUUCGAGCACUUCACGUGGAGGAGCGCGCUGCUCGUGUUCGAGGACGACAAGGAGGAGAGGAACUGCUACUUCACCCUGGAGGGGGUCUACCACCUGAUGGUGGACUUCAACAUCAAGACCUACUCCUUCUCCAGGGAGGAGCGUCUGGACUCCGAGGACCUGCUGCUCAGCAUCGAGGAGACUGAAGUGGUGAUCAUGUGCAUGCCUGCAGACAAAAUCCGGGACAUCAUGCUGGCUGCUCACAGACGACGGCUGACCAACAGGAACCACAUGUUCUUCAAUGUGGAACUCUUCAAUGCCACCUCAUACGGAAACGGCUCAUGGAGGAGGGGAGAUAAAUACGACGACGAUGCCAGACAGGCCUACGCCUCCCUGAACACUGUGACGCUGCUCCGGACCGUGAAGCCUGAGUUUGAAAACUUCUCCAUAGAAAUGAAAAAGUCCAUGAAAAAGGCCGGAUUCCUGGACUGCAGCGACUGUGGAAGUGUCAACAUGUUUGUCGAGGGCUUCCAUGACGCCAUGCUGCUGUACGCCAUCGCUCUGCACGAAGCCAUGAGAAACGGAUUCAGCAAGAAGAACGGGACAGAGAUCACCGCCCGCAUGUGGAACCGGACUUUUGAAGGAAUCGCUGGCCAGGUGUCCAUGGAUGCCAACGGUGACAGAAAUGGAGAUUUCUCACUGAUGGCCAUGACCAACACUGAAACAGGAAGCUACGAGGUGGUGGCAAACUACUUUGGUGUAAAUGGAACUUUCCAGCUACUUCCUGCCUUCAACGCCGACCAUUUUACUUUAAAAGGACGACACAAAGAACACCCAGAGAUACCGGACAAGUCCUGUGGACUGGGAGUGUCAGCUCUGACUGGGGUCAUAGUGGGAGCUGUUCUGGGAACGGCGAUGCUGAUAGGAUUCUACUUUUUCAGAAAAAAUUACAGAAUUACCAUUGAGCGCCGCACACAUAAUGAAGACUGCGACACUGGGAAGCACCGUCAGUUACGAGAGGACUCCAUCAGGUCGAACCUCUCAGCGGCGUAAUCUUGGGCGGCGAGCAUCUCUUCUUGGAGAAACACGCCUGAAUGUGACCAAAGACUUUGAAUGGUUGUCAGAGGAACCAUGCUGUUAAAAUUAGACCUGUUGUGUUUGUAUCCUUUUAUUGUUUGACUUCUUGUAACUCAGGAUGGUUGUGACAGUCACAAAGCACCACUUCUUGGAUUCUUCCCGAUACAAAGGUAUAUGAUUGUAUCGGUGGCUGUAGAGCUCUGGCCAUAAUUUCCUUUAAGGAGUCUGUUUUAGAGAUGUUUCCAUGACUGUGAAUGAACCCGAGCAUACGCUCGUAUGCACUAGGUGGAUGGACAAGGUCUCGCAGAAACCUUGUUUUUAAUGACAGAGGGGAACUUUGAAGGAGAUGAUUCAUCUGGAACCAAGCGAGUGAGAAGACAGAUCCAUAUCUAAUGGCUGUAAGCUACUGAUAUUAAAGGGAAAGUUCUAUGAGGAACUCCUUAAUAGUACUAAAACCUACAGACGACGGAGAUCAGAACAGGCCCUGUUUGGAUAAACAGGCACGAGCAACUGUGUGCAUUGGUUUCACAUCAGGGACCUGAAUCUGAGAAUCAGAAAGUCCAGCUGCAAGAGUGGACACAGGCAUACUGGACUUGGGCACAGGGGUGCAUACAGGCUGCUGAUGUAAAUGCCAAUGGGCUGCUGUACGACCAGUCAGUGAGAAGAGUUGGGAAGUCGGUCCUAAACGUCCCCUAUCUCUUUAAAAACCAUCACAUCUAAGCAGCACUACAUCUGGUAGAUUUGGUAGCAGGAUGGACGCCAUAGUCCACAUGGAGCAUAGACAGAUGCUGACCUGAGUGGCCGCCAUGGUUGUUGCUUCUUCUUUCUUCUUUUUGGUGGAUUGGCAAACCAACUACCACCACCUACUGUAUCGUGCAGACAUAAAUAUGCUUAGACAUGGAACGAUGCUACUGAUGUGAAAGCAGCUCAGCAGGAGGGGGGGCAAUCAUCUUCAGCAGGAACAGAGGUAAAACCUGGGUAUGGUUCUGUAUCUUUCAAAACCCCUAUGUGGAUAAAGGGUUGUCUGCAGCCUAUGUUGACCUCCAGGCAUUCGCCUCUGUCCGCAGGGAUGCCUUGCUCCAUCCCACAUCGGCUCA